CCAGGCUCGGUUGAGUCGUCGGGUUGAGGAGGAGUGCGGUUGGAGUGUGUGAGAGAGGGUCGCGGCCGCGAUGAUCUGACAGAUGAAAUAACGGAGGAAGAAAAAAAAAAAAAGGAAGUGAAGGCGGUCGUCCUCCCGAACAAAACAAUGUUCCCCAAAGGCAAAGGCACCCCGGUGCCGUCGGACGGCCAAGCGCGAGAAAAGUUGGCUUUGUACGUCUACGAGUAUUUGUUGCACAUAGGAGCACAGAAGUCUGCACAGACCUUUUUAUCAGAGAUCCGAUGGGAGAAGAACAUAACGCUCGGAGAACCCCCUGGAUUCCUACAUUCUUGGUGGUGUGUAUUCUGGGACUUGUAUUGUGCUGCACCAGAGAGGAGAGAGACAUGUGACCACUCCAGCGAAGCAAAAGCCUUCCAUGAUUACAGUGCAGCAGCAGCCCCCAGUCCUGUGAUGGGAGGGAUGCCCCCUGGUGAUGGCAUGCCGGGAGGACCCAUGCCACCCGGCUUUUUCCAGGGUCCUGCUGGUCCCCAGGGCUCUCCUCACCCCCAGCCCCCUCCCCCUAACAGUAUGAUGGGACCUCACAGCCAGUCUUUCAUGUCUCCUCGCUUUGCUGGAGGCCCAAGAGGUCCCCCAAUCAGGAUGUCCAACCAGCCACCAGGCGGAGGACCAGGUUCUCAUCCAAUGCUGCCCAACAUGGACCCAACGCGGCCACAAGGCCAUCCUAACUUGGGGCCAAUGCAGAGAAUGAGUGGCCCUCGGGGUAUGGGACCUAUGGGGCCCGGCCCUCAGAACUUUGGUGGCGGAAUGAGGCCUCCACAUAACUCCAUGGGCCCUGGUAUGCCUGGAGUGAACAUGGGCCCCGGGACUGGUCGGCCAUGGCCCAAUCCCAACAAUGCCAACUCUAUGCCUUACUCAUCACCCUCUCCUGGUGCAUACGGGGGUGCAUCUGGAGGUGGGGGGCCCCCAGGAACUCCCAUCAUGCCCAGCCCUGCAGACUCAAACAACUCUGGUGACAAUUUGUACACCAUGAUCAACACUGGACCCGGUAACCGAAACAACUUCCCCAUGGGCCCCGGCUCAGACGGACCCCUGGGAGCCAUGGCUGGGAUGGAACCGCACCACAUGAACGGGUCACUAGGCUCUAGUGAUCUGGAUGGAAUGAACAAGAAUUCCCCAAACAAUUUAAGUGGCAUUAGCAAUCCCCCUGGGACCCCGAGGGACGACGGCGAGCUGAGUGGAAACUUCCUCCACUCUUUUCAGAGCGAGAAUUACUCUCCGACCAUGACCAUGAGCGUGUGACCUCCCUGACCGCCCCUCCCCGCGCCCCCUCCCCCUCCCCCCACCCGACAUCAUUUGCCAUCAUUCCAAGGAUCUGAGCUCCCAAUAGGACACGGCCAAACACAUCAGCAUCGAAUCAGGGACGGGCGCCAUUUUGGUUCCAUGCUAAACGGCAGAAUGCUGAUCGGAGGAGAAUCCAAAAGGCUGGCGACUGCUGCUCCCUGCUCAAAAUGAAGGCCCAUUUCUCCAUUCAUCACAACCCAGAGUGUGACAACCAGCUACUGAAAUGCAUACAUGACACGUUUUAUGUUCUCUGCAGAGCCCCCAUAAUCCUCUUGGCCCCCUCAACCCAAGAGCAAAGAGAGAGAGAGGGAGAGAGAGGGAGGGAGGGGGGAAGAAAAUGGUUGAAGUUUACCUCUUAUACUUUUUAAUUAUUGCUUUGUGGUGCAAGAUGUGCAGGUAAUUUCUCCGCUUUUUGUCACUUAAAACACUGGAGAGUGUGCGUAUGCAUCGUGGGCUCAGAAACGUCAUUGUCUUGUCUUUUUACUUAUCGCCAUGCGUACUGUGUCACACUUUGACAUAGGACUCAGAAUUUGCCUUUUUACUCUGUGGCCACCUUUUCUGAAUAACGUACUCUCGUACCCAAUGCCCGCCCUUCUAUUUAAAGACGUUUCUAUGGGGGACAGGGGGGGGGGGGGGUUAGAAAGACUUAAAAGUUUACGGCUGUUAUUGUGACGACCUUUUCACGGUAUGCAAGUGCUCAGAUGGCUUUUACAAUGUCACAAUUUGAUCCCGUUCCUUAAACCCCAGUCCCCACCUCAUUGGGGCCGUCGUUGUCGUCGGCAACGCGGUCCCGCGCCCUGUCGAAAAGGGGAACCCGUCAUUGGCGUAAGAAGUGAGUGCAUGAAUGCUGAGAGUCUGUGUACAACAUACUACCUAGUGCUGCUCUUCUCUAUGUGGACACCUGCUUUUACGAUGUGGCGUAUAUCUCCCUCUACCUGUGCUCUCCAUCGUCGCGGCCUUAGCUCCGGUUUGGCUGAUUUAUGAUGAAAUGUCUGUGAAUGAGCGGCCCAUUUAAACCCCUACGUAGGUAUUGGUUGUUGGCCUCCUGUAUCAUUGGUAGUCCUCUUGCCCCGCCCCUUCUUGCCCGCUCACACAUUUUUUUUGUUUUUUUAUAUUUUGAUACAAUCUUUGACUACAUAUAUUGCUCCAGUUAUUCAGUUAGUCAAAGCUUUCUAAAUGAUUCUAGUAGGCGUCAUUAUAAACUUAGCAGUCUUGUAAAUGUGAUGAAUUUUUUUUUGUGAACAUUACGCAUUCUAUACAUCUGUCCUAUGUUGCCUUUAUUUGCUGAUAUUUUUUUAUUUCAAAUUGAGGAAAGAUUGCUUGUUAAUAUAAUUUUACAAUAACUUAA
Pungitius pungitius (ninespine stickleback) is the source of this 2689-nucleotide messenger RNA. It is a transcript of the gene ssbp3b, whose product is annotated as single stranded DNA binding protein 3b. Gene Ontology annotation, biological process: positive regulation of transcription by RNA polymerase II. The record is from RefSeq and is a predicted model, not a curated record. The coding region runs from base 148 to 1299 and encodes 383 amino acids. The transcript has 18 exons. Gene Ontology annotation, cellular component: nucleus. Gene Ontology annotation, molecular function: single-stranded DNA binding; protein binding. Lineage: Eukaryota; Metazoa; Chordata; Actinopteri; Perciformes; Gasterosteidae.